CACCCCUCGCACGACACCCCGAAUCAGACUCACCGUGGUCGCAACCAAGUCACACGACGCCGGCAUCCAGAACCAGAGGAACCGCCUGUACGACAUCGCAGGCUUGGCGAUGCCCGCGGCACCACCCGUAUCGUCCUCGACCAGGCGAACCGCGCCUUCCCGGGAAGUGUUGGAGGAGUCGUCGUUGUUCUGUCGCGCGAAUCGCCCCAUCAGGAAGCUGUAGACCGUCGGAAGGACACCUGUCGCGAACAUCAGCCUCGGUCCCGCGGCUCAAGCGCCUCCACCAACACAGUAUCUCGCCGCCUGGGAUCGCAUCAGCGUGACAGUCUGCAGCACGGGCUGCUCGUAAAUCACGCGCGUAGCCGGAUCGUCUCCGUCGUCGCAGUUCGCAACGCAUUGCAUAUCCUGCGCGGGGGGUUAAAUCAGCCGGUUCUUGUCGACAUAGCCUCGACGACUCGCUUGGUAUUUCGUCAACAGAGACAUGCACGAGCCCUGCGGAUGAUCAGCAGCACGUUCCGACCACCAGUUGAGCGAGGCGCACGA
Messenger RNA from Mycena citricolor, 543 nucleotides. NCBI's taxonomy places the organism in Eukaryota, Fungi, Basidiomycota, Agaricomycetes, Agaricales, Mycenaceae. The record is from the annotation of a GenBank genome assembly.